This is a messenger RNA of Chrysochloris asiatica (Cape golden mole), 147 nucleotides long. RefSeq names its product protein FAM24A-like. The transcript has 2 exons. The coding region runs from base 1 to 147 and encodes 48 amino acids. The record is from RefSeq and is a predicted model, not a curated record. NCBI's taxonomy places the organism in Eukaryota, Metazoa, Chordata, Mammalia, Afrosoricida, Chrysochloridae.
AUGGAGAAAACCUGUGCAACAUUUGACCUCAAGACAAUCAUCCUGAUCAGUAUCGGGAGCGGCAUCCUGCUUGUAGUACUUGUGCUGAUGGGGCUCAUCAUCAAGCUUUACUCCAAAGUGGCCACCUCAGCCAAGCCAGUCACGUGA